Entelurus aequoreus (snake pipefish) is the source of this 2011-nucleotide messenger RNA. RefSeq names its product phospholipase D family member 5 (gene pld5). Gene Ontology annotation, molecular function: catalytic activity. The transcript has 10 exons. The coding region runs from base 170 to 1732 and encodes 520 amino acids. Lineage: Eukaryota; Metazoa; Chordata; Actinopteri; Syngnathiformes; Syngnathidae. The record is from RefSeq and is a predicted model, not a curated record.
UGGAGCAGCCUGCAAGUCAGACGUCUGAGAGAAAGGAUGACUUGUGGCUGAUUCAGCACUGAAUGACAGCUAGAAAAAAAGCCAAGGAGGACAGGAGUGACAGUAUUCCCGCCUGUGUCAGACAGCCUGUGGCCCUGCAGGGCCCAGACGCAGACACACAGGGCCAUCCAUGGAAGUGUCACAUGAUCCAAGGGCGAGGGGGCAUCAGGAGGUUCCCCCAGGUCUCCUGCCUGAUUUGUCCCACGUGAAAAACAGCGGCUUUAGUGCUGCUCAGCAACAGGGUUACUCUGCCACCAUCUUUCUGCGCCGCAAAGACAAACUAGAAAAGACGCAGCAGAAGUGCAUCGCCAUCUUUGCCCUGCUAUGCUGCUUUGCUGUGCUGUUGGUGCUGAUCUUCUCCUCCGUGGACAUCUGGGGGGAUGGCGAGGACGGAAUCACAGAGGAGAACUGCCGCACUGACUGUCGCAUUGUCCUCAUGGAGACAAUCCCAGCAGAUCUCAAUCAACGCAUGGUUAGCAGACCCCACCUGCUACUCUCUGAUGGCUUUAACACCCUGCUGGACCUAGCAAAGCACUCGGUCCAGGUGGUGUCACCGGUCUGGAACUUGAGUCCCUGGGACCUAGAAACUAUGCCAAGCACAGCCAGACAGGGUCAACUUUUAUUUCAGAGAUUGCUCAGCCUGAAAUCUCGUGGGGUGAAACUAAAGAUUGCCAGCAGCCUGAGCAACUCUGCAGAACAGACGAAUUUGGCAGCGCAUGAUGCGGAGGUCCAUUUAGUUAACAUGACAGCUUUCACAAGAGGGGGACUCCAUUCCUCAUUCUGGAUCGUGGAUCGAACUCACUUUUACAUCGGGAGUGCUGACAUGGACUGGAGGUCAUUCUCCAAGAGGAAGGAGCUGGGUUUGAUGGUUUAUAACUGCAGCUGUCUGGCGCUGGACCUCCACAGAGUCUUCUCUUUCUACUGGCAGCUCCAUGAGAGAGAUUACAUCCCCUCCAUCUGGUCUAAGAGAGUUACCGCCCUCUAUGGAAGACACCAGGCCCUGGAACUACAACUCAAUAACACACCUGCAGCUGCAUAUAUGUCCACAUCCCCCGAUCUCUUCUGUGCCAAAGAUCGCACCAGAGACGUGGAUGCCAUUAAUCAUGUCAUACAGACCGCCAAGACAUUUGUCUUCAUAUCGGUGACGGACUACCUCCCUCUGGUGAGCAGGCGCUUCAGAGGAACCUUGAUCACCAGGUACUGGUCGCACCUUGAUGAGAUGAUCAGAGAGGCUGUGGUUCUGAGAGGGGUCAAAGUUCGCCUGCUCUUAAGCUUCUGGAAGAACACUCACCCGCUGACCUUUAACUUUGCGACCUCCCUCAAGUCGCUGUGCAUGCAUCUGUACAACUGUUCCCUGGAUGUGAGGUUUUUCAGUCAAAAGCAGCAAAACGAUGACAUUCAACAUGGACUUAAUCACAACAAGUACAUGGUGACCGACAAUGCUCUUUACGUUGGGAACCACGACUGGGUCGGGAAUGAUUUUUCCGAUAAUGCCGGCGUUGGGCUGGUGGUCCAGAUGAAAAACGGGGGCGGAAAGAUUGUGAAACAAGUCAAAGCUGCCUUUGAAAGGGACUGGAUGUCACCUUAUUCUAAACGCCUGCCAGGAAACAAAGAUCAAGACGGCAAAUACAGAAAUUUACACCAAGGGGACACUCAGAAGGAACAUGAAUGGAAUGACCUUUUAUCUUUAUGAACAAAGACUGCUUUUAUAUUACUUAUAUUUAUUGUGCUCAUUAUUAGAGUUUACAUAUCUUCACUAUGCACUACUAUGAAUGGAUUGCACUUGACUUUAAUAUUCUAAUGUUAACUACGGUAAAGUGUAAUCAUCCACUGUACUUGUUAUAUAAGAAUGCAAUGCUGCAUGAAUAUCGAUACAUGGUAUAUAUCAUGUCAAUAUUCAAACCAAUAUAUGAAAUGUUCAACCUAAAGUAUAUGCAACUAAACUAGUUAACUCUUUUUUGUAUGUGACUAU